This is a messenger RNA of Gavia stellata (red-throated loon), 1395 nucleotides long. RefSeq names its product zinc finger protein 34. The transcript is spliced from 4 exons. The coding region runs from base 1 to 1395 and encodes 464 amino acids. Gene Ontology annotation, molecular function: DNA-binding transcription repressor activity, RNA polymerase II-specific. Gene Ontology annotation, biological process: negative regulation of transcription by RNA polymerase II. The record is from RefSeq and is a predicted model, not a curated record. NCBI's taxonomy places the organism in Eukaryota, Metazoa, Chordata, Aves, Gaviiformes, Gaviidae.
AUGGCUUUGCUCCGGAAGCCCAAGCCGGUAUCCGGGAAAGAGGAGACGCCAAGACCAGGCUCCUCGGCGUUUACCCAGAGCCCUCUAGAGUGUCCAGUGACCUUCAAGGAGGUGGCUCCGUACUUCACCGAUCCCGGCCAGCGGGCCCAGUACUGGGAAACCAUGCAGGAGAGUGCUGGAAAUUACUCCUCUUUGGGAACCAGCUCUGCCAACCCUCAACCUGACAGGAUCUCCUCUGGGCUGGAGUUGGAGAAGACGUGGACCCCAGCUUCCCAGGACUCAGAUGCAAAGCCCUUCUCUAACAACUCUUCCACGAGGGUCGGGAUGGUGAGUGGGAUGAGGGACAGUGCCGCACACACAGACAUCGGGACCUGCCUGGAGGACAUCUCCCAGCACCGUGAGCCAGCCAACAUCCACCAGAGCUCCCGAGAGAAAGGCCAAGAGGAGGUCCAGGGUCGUCCUGGGAGGGAAACUCCAGGGACAUGCAGGGAAUUGCUGUUCCCCCAUAGCCUUCGCCCCAGGGAUAGACCCAUCCCUCAUCCCACCAACGAGAAGAGCUUCCAUCCCCGGAGACGGGGUUCCCAGCACCCCUGCCCUGACUGCGGGAAAAGCUUUGGGGUCUUCUCCAACUUACUCUGUCACCGGCAGACCCACGGUGGGGACAAGCCCUACAAAUGCCCUGACUGCGGGAAGGGUUUUGGGCAAAGCUCGGCGCUGGUGACGCACUGUCACGUCCAUACAGGCGAGAAGCCCUACCAGUGCACCGACUGCGGCAAGAGCUUCAACGUGGUGUCCAACCUUGUGCGCCACCAGCGGAGCCACGCCGGGGAGAAGCCCUACCAGUGUCCCGACUGCAGCCGGUGUUGCAGUCAACGUUCCCACCUGGGGACCCACCUCCGGUUGCACACGGGCGAGCGCCCGUACCCGCGCCAGGAGUGUGGGAAGGGCUUCAACGUCAGCUCUGAUCUCAUCAAGCAUCGCCACACCCACACCAGGGAGAAGCCCUAUGAGUGUCCCGACUGCGGGAAGCGUUUCAGCGGCAGCUCCAACCUCAUCACCCACCAGCGGCUGCACAGUGGCGAGCGGCCCUACACCUGCGCCAACUGUGGCAAGGGCUUCACCAUCAGCUCCAAGCUCAUCACCCACCAACGGACACACAACGGCGAGCGACCCUACAGCUGCACCAACUGCGGCAAGGACUUCGGCGACCAACCCCACCUCAUCUGGCACCGCAGCACUGGCUGGCAGGAGAAGCGCUACAAGUGCUCCGAGUGCGGCAAGGGCUUCACCACCAGCUCUUACCUCCUCACCCACCAGCGCAGCCACACCAGCGAGACCCCCUUCCUCUGUGGUGUGUGCGGCAAGAGCUUCACAGUGGUCUCCAACCUGGCGUGA